Naegleria lovaniensis is the source of this 1857-nucleotide messenger RNA. RefSeq lists its product as uncharacterized. The record is from RefSeq and is a predicted model, not a curated record. The transcript has a single exon. NCBI's taxonomy places the organism in Eukaryota, Heterolobosea, Eutetramitea, Acrasida, Naegleriidae. Bases 1 to 1857 code for a protein of 618 amino acids.
AUGACUCCCGAAGAAACAACAACUGCCCUAAACCCACAACAAGUCGUUUAUCAAGAUCUUCCAAAAAAGCACAAGUUUAAGGGAGAAACGAAACAACAAUUGUCGAAUAAUAAUAACCAUCUUUCAGGUACUUCUAUGAUUGGUAAUCCCAUGUCAGCAACAACAACCUUUGAUUCCCAAAUUGGAAAUGCAACUCAAGCCUCCUCUACUGCAACCAUCAAACCUGAAGAUAUCAACACCAUGGUUGAUGAAUUAGAUUACCUGAUUGGAAAUGCAGCUUCUUCAGGUGCAAGCUCAACUCCUCAACAGCAAACGUCGACUGCCUCAAGAGGAGGAACAGUUUCAUUUCUGUCUUCUGAGGAAGAGGAAGAAGCUGCCAUGCAACUUGGAAAUCAAAUUGGACAUGCUUCUCAAAUUUCAACACCUGCAAGCUUGAUAUCUUCAUCUGCAAGUAACAGUGAUGAUUUGUAUUUGGUUAUGAAUACUCUCAAAUCAGAUUAUGACAAUGAUUCACUCAAAUAUGAAUAUGAUUACUUUCCAAAAGAUAUUGUCAAUAACUUUCAAUUGACGUUACAAAGAAUGCCAUUCAAGACCAUUCAACACAUUGCUGCUAAGAAUAAUUUGACGAAUACAGAUCCUGUCUUGAAGAAGGGCAAAACUCUCACGGAUGAACAUCGAAAGGAGUUUUUAAUAUUUGAACUUGGAAAGAAGGCAGUGAGUGUCAGUGUGAAACAUUUUCUAACUGAACUCGAUCGAGAAGAUAUGAGAACGGCAUUGAAGGAUUUACUUCAUUAUGAUGGAGCUAUUCGUGAGUUGGAAAAAGCAUCUCAUAAGGAAAUUGAUCCUGACUUUGCUCUAACAGCUAAAACUGUUCACACAUUGAAAAAAUCAGGUUUGAGAGCAAACUUUAAAUUACUUUUCGAAAAAUUGAAUGCUGAGACUUUACUGGAUAAUCUUCAAGAUUCCACACUCAUACUCUUUUUACAGGCAUUGGAAAUUGAAGAAUUUGAUACGACACAUUCCAACUUGGUGGAUGCCAUUCUCGAAGAGAUAUUUCUCUAUGGUGCUAAGGAAGUUUUAUGCAAAUGUAAAAAGAGUGUUCUCAAAGAAGCAGCAGAAGCUUCAAAAUAUGAUCAAAAGAAACAGGUAUUUGAUGCUUCUCCAACUAAGGAAAUGCUCGCUGAGGUCAUUCUUGUGGAUGAAUAUCCUCACGUGGCUGAAGAUUUAAUAGUGAGAUUGAAAAAGAAGAAACCACACUUUUUUGAACACUCCAAGAAACCACACUUGUUUGAACACUCAAAGAAAGCUGCAGCCAUGACGGAUGUUACUUCUGAUGAUGAGUAUGGAAGUCCUUCACCAUCCUUUAGCUCUCCAAUUGGUUCUUCCUAUGAUGGAGAUUUGAGUUCUCCAAAUUCUAAGAGUUACAAAAAGAGAGGAAGAAAGAGAGUAAUCAACACUGAAGGUGAGAGACCUCAAAUUGAAAAAGGAAUUUCCUUUGAAGAUCUAAGAGACAAGUAUUUGGUUCAAGAAUUAAUUGCCUUUUGUCAAUCGAAGGGCAUUAAAUAUGUGGGUGUGAAAAAGAAUGAUCUCUGUAACAGUAUUCUCAAAUAUUUGAAUGGUGAAAUUGUUGUCUCUGGUCAAAAGAGAGGUAGAGGAAGACCUCCAAAGAAGAGAAAACAACAAGAAUCUGUUGGUUCCAGUAGUGAUGUUCCACAUGGAACUGAAUCGAAUGAAGCUGGAGCUCACGAAGAGGAUGACGACGCCAUGAUGGUAGGUGCUGGCUCUGAGCAGCUCGUUCAGGGAGGAGAAGCAUCUAUGGAACAUGAAGAUGAUGAAGAAGGUGUUGAUCAUGAAUAA